AUGUUUAUUCAAUUGUUACAAUUAAUCAUUAUCACUUAUUACGUAGCAGAAGCAUGUCUUCCGUUUCGAAUUCUCUCCAAACCGGUAAAACAAUGCAAUUUUAUCAAGAAAGACUGUCAAGAUAUUAGAAAGAAUGGCACUACUAUUGUUACAUUUCAAAAUUAUAACUGCCCGGAAAAAAUUGAUUCAGUUACUGAAGUAUCCGGUAAACUAUAUAUAUUUUCGGAUGGUAAAGUAUGGAUUUUAAAGAAUCGAAGACCCGAAAUGGUAACUCGUAUUGAUAAGAUAUUUCCUGAUGGACCAUUUUAUGUUAAUGCAUCUGUCUCAACGAAAGACCGAACAUACCUUAUUAAAGAUCGAACUAUUUUUGCAUUUUCUAACGACAAAAACAUUUUCACUCCAAUACAAGGAUGGCCUAAAAUGCUCCCAAAUCGUAUCUUAUUUUUUCCACAAGCUGCAUUUCCCAUCAAGAACGGAAGUGCUAUACUUGUUUCGGGAAAUGUGUUGGCAACGUACGAAUUGAAACACAACAAAGUAUCAUUAGUGUAUGAUUUGGAAACAUAUUAUCCGAAUCUACCCAAUGAUUUUCGAUCCGGUAUACCAUUUCCAGCAGAACAAUUCAACACGUACCAUUUUUUUGACUCGCAUAAUUUAUACGAGUAUGAUAUGAACACCAAAAGAAUUACAUUUAUACAACCACUCAAAACAUAUCUUUUGUGCUGA
This is a messenger RNA of Loa loa (African eye worm), 723 nucleotides long. RefSeq names its product hemopexin family protein. NCBI's taxonomy places the organism in Eukaryota, Metazoa, Nematoda, Chromadorea, Rhabditida, Onchocercidae. The transcript has 5 exons. The record is from RefSeq and is a predicted model, not a curated record. Bases 1 to 723 code for a protein of 240 amino acids.